Molecule: messenger RNA, 1621 nt
Organism: Mangifera indica (mango)
Lineage: Eukaryota; Viridiplantae; Streptophyta; Magnoliopsida; Sapindales; Anacardiaceae
Product: beta-amyrin 11-oxidase-like
Exons: 8
Coding region: 47-1525 (492 amino acids)
Biological process (GO): sterol metabolic process; brassinosteroid homeostasis; multicellular organism development
Cellular component (GO): endoplasmic reticulum
Molecular function (GO): iron ion binding; ent-kaurenoic acid monooxygenase activity; heme binding
Source: RefSeq, a predicted model, not a curated record
CUUGAUAGGGCAAUUAUAUACAUACAUACGUAAACAAACACUAUUAAUGGAGUUAGAUUUCUUGUGGCUGAUUCUUGCCAUUUUUCUUGGCACUUACGUUGUCUUGUUUGGAUUUCUCAUCAAAUUAAACGAGUGGUAUUAUGUUAGUUUCAUGUUAAGUCCUGAGAAGCGACGCUCUCUCCCUCCAGGUGAUAUGGGCUGGCCUUUGAUCGGCAACAUGUUUUCUUUCCUCCGCGCAUUCAAAUCCACUAAUCCUGAUAGCUUUAUCUUCAACUUAGUUCACAGAUAUGGCCGAACAGGUAUUUACAAGAGCCAUUUAUUUGGCAGCCCAAGUGUUAUAAUUUGCACCCCAGAAACGUGCAGAAGAGUGUUGAUGGACACUGAGCAAUUUGCGCUUGGUUAUCCUGCUUCCACCAAGCACUUGACAGGAAAAAAAUCUUUCCAUAGCAUUUCAGUUGCAGAACACAGGCGUCUUCGCAAGCUGACAACAAGUUCAAUCACUGGCCAUGAGGCUUUGGCCAUGUACAUUGAGUAUAUCCAGGACAUUGUGAUUACUUCAUUGGAUGAAUGGGCGAGAAGAGACAAGCCAAUCGAGUUCUUGACUGAGAUCAGGAAGAUUGCUUUCAAAGUCAUCAAUCACAUCUUCCUUGGAUCCGACAGUGAUUCAAUUCUAGAAUCUGUGGAGAAAUAUUACACUGAUUUAAUUUAUGGAUUGAAGUCUUCGGCCAUUAACAUCCCUGGUUUCGCAUUUCAUAGAGCACUCAAGGCUCGAAAAAAGUUGUUGAAGAUCCUUCAAACUGAACUAGAUGAAAGAAGAGCAAUGAGGAAGAGUGAUGAUAGGCAGAAGGCAAAGAAAGGGAUGAUUGAUUUGAUGAUGGAAGUGGAAGAUGAGAAUGGUACAAAGUUGGAGGAUGAAGAUAUCAAAGACUUACUCCUCAUGUUCUUAUUAGCCGGUCAUGAAAGCACCUCGCAUGCUGCAAUGUGGACGAUACUCUACCUGCAUCUGCAUCCUGAAAUGCUGCAGAAAGCCAAGGAAGAGCAAGAGGAGAUUAUGAAGAGAAGACCCUCAACACACAAAGGAUUGACUCUAUUCGAAAUUAAACAAAUGGAAUAUCUUGCUAAGGUCAUAGAUGAAACAUUACGAAGAACCAAUCUUUCCUUUUCAAAUUUUCGCGAGGCAAGAAUUGAUGUUACCAUCAAAGGCUAUACAAUACCAAAAGGCUGGAAAGUACUGGUUUGGAACAGAGGUGUUCACAUGGAUCCUGUAAAUUACCGUGACCCAAACCAAUAUGAUCCUUCAAGAUGGGAGAAACAUGUAGCUAAACCAGGAGCUUUUAUUCCCUUUGGAGGUGGACCCAGGAUUUGCCCUGGAGCUGAUCUAGCCAAGCUUGAAAUCUCCAUUUUCCUUCAUUGUUUUCUCCUCAACUACAAGCUUGAACGACUGAAUCCAGGUUGCCGAAUCGUGUACUUACCGAUACCAAAGCCCUCAGAUAAUUGUAUUGCAAAAGUAAUUAAGCUCAGAUAAACUUCCACUUCGCUCAUGUAGCCAAGUAAUAUGGGCAGUUACUUGUAUUAAGUUUGAGAAUAAAGCUAUACAUGAAAUUGAGUUAAUAAAUCAUAA